AUGGUCUACGGCUUCACCCUCCCAACAACCUCACACCUUUCCUUCCAGACAUUUCUCUCGUCCAGCACUCAUCCUUCAUUACCACAAGCUGCCUCAACAGCCCGCCAUGCGCUCCGCGUCGCUCUCAAAGCGCAUAAACACUUAUCCCGCGGCCCGCAACAAGACUCCCACUUGACCACCGUCCUCAACGCCUUGAACGAUUACCUGCCAUAUCUUCUUGCCAUUUCGAAUGGAUUGAGUGGAUCCACCAUCGGAAACAAUACAGAGGAUGUUGAGAUAACUCUCCGCAGCGAGCUCGAGUCCGAAUGGCGCGCCACACUGUCCUCCACCACCCCUUCGCUGCCUAUCAAGGGCAAAGGCACGAGUGCCGGCCGUAUCCGAGGCCAUGGGAUUGAUUACGAGAUUGCAUUUACAGUAAUGACGCUGGGAUAUGUGCUGAGUAACAUGGCGCACUCUAUCGUUGUCCGAACGCUAUACGCCACGAAGACUCCAACACCCGAGCAACGCACCGCCGCCGUGCAAACAGCUACGAAAUACCUUUUACAAGCUAGCGCCGUGCAUAUUUCCCUCUCCACAUCUUCUUCGCCGACUGGCACAGUGCCGAAUAGCGUACCGGAUCUCGAUCCCGCAACGCAAUCAGCUCUCUCCUCGCUCGCACUAGCAGAGGCGACACUCCUGGCCGUGCUGAAGGAUGAUUCCUACGUCACAACAUGUAUCCAGGCGCGCAAUCCCAAUGAUAAGGACUGGAUGGUGCGCGCGCCUGAGAUUCCCAAAGUCCGCGCAAUGCUCUUUGCGCGAUUGUGUGUCCGCGCUGCGGAGUAUGCGGAGCAGGCGAGUGCCGGACUAGGUGCGGUGGAGGCACAAGGAAAGGGUGGGAUUGAGGAUGAUCUGCUUCGAUAUGCACGCGUGCUGGGCCGUGUGGCCCGAGCAAGGGCUUGUCGGUUCUUUGGUGUCGAUGCGGAGUUAGCAGGGAAAGUUGGGGAGGGAAUUGCCUGGUUACGAGCAGCGAAGAGUGCGUUGGGGCUGAGGAUUGGGCCGCUGAGUGUGAUGGAGGGCUCGGUGAAGCGGGAGCGAGGGUUUUCCAGAUUGAAGAGGGAAUGGUCGGAACGGAGGGAAGAGCGGAAGAUGGAGAAGGAUGCUGGGAGUCGGGAUCGGGGGGAGAAGAGUGAGCUUGAUCCCGGUGAUAAUGCUGGUAGGGAAGAGGAGGGACGAGUUAUUGAGAUGUUGGAAACGAAAUGGGUUAGGAUGAAUGAUACGAUCAACACGCAAUUGGUUCCCCCUUCAACAGACCUUCUUACAAACUUGCCCUCCGGCAGAGAUAUCCAUUCUCCUCCUGGUCCAUACAAGCUUCCAGCAUUGGAUGAAGAGGAGCUUGUGCGGAUGCGUGCUCCGCCGGGAGAUGACGAGAUAGGACCAGGAAGUGAUCUGGACGACAGUGACGAGGAGGCUGCUGUUGAUGUCGAGGCCGCAGGUGAUCGACCUGCUGAGCAUGAAAGUGCUUAUUAUUGA
Messenger RNA from Aspergillus chevalieri, 1509 nucleotides. Its product is annotated as pH-signaling protein PalC. Lineage: Eukaryota; Fungi; Ascomycota; Eurotiomycetes; Eurotiales; Aspergillaceae. The record is from RefSeq and is a predicted model, not a curated record. The coding region runs from base 1 to 1509 and encodes 502 amino acids. The transcript has 2 exons. Gene Ontology annotation, biological process: cellular response to pH. Gene Ontology annotation, cellular component: plasma membrane.